Molecule: messenger RNA, 1611 nt
Organism: Belonocnema kinseyi
Lineage: Eukaryota; Metazoa; Arthropoda; Insecta; Hymenoptera; Cynipidae
Exons: 1
Coding region: 1-1611 (536 amino acids)
Source: RefSeq, a predicted model, not a curated record
AUGGAGCGCAUCAGAAGCAGCACGGAUCAAGGAUACUACUUGCAUCAUCAAGCUGUGGUUAGAGAAUCAAGUCUCACUACGAAACUAAGGGUGGGGUUUGACGUUUCGGCUAAAACAACCACAGGAAUCUCUCUAAAUGACAUAUUGAUGGUGGGACCAACUAUUCAGAACGGAAUAUUUACUCUGAUUUUACGCUUUCGUCAGCACCCAUUUGUUUUGAGUGCAGACAUCCAAAAGAUGUACCGCCAAUUUUGGGUUCAUCCGGAAGAUAGAAAAUACCAGAAGAUUCUUUGGCGAUAUAGCACCGAUGAACCACUAAGGACCUACCAAUUGAAGACCGUGACGUAUGGGACUUCUGUAGCCCCCUUUUUGGCCGUUAGAUGUUUAAAGAAAUUAGCAGAAGGUGAGGGUUCCUUAUUUCCCAUCGCAGCUGAGGCAUUAAAAAACAAUUUUUACGUGGAUGACCUUCUCACUGGAGCUGGUUUAGUGAAGGAUGCUGAACAGCUGCGGGAUCAGUUGAUAAGGCUGGCCAAUAGGGGAGGCCUUCGUCUGUUCAAAUGGAUAUCAGACAGUCAGGAGGUUAUUAAUGACCUUCCAGAUUGCUCUAAUCAAACGAGUUUCAAACUGGAUCCGGAUCAUGCAACUAAGACCUUGGGAGUGCCUUGGAAUUCACAAGAAGACAUGCUUAUUUUUGAGGUAGAUUCGGUGCCUGAGCAGGAACUCAUCUCCAAAAGGGUAAUGCUGUCGCAAAUAGCCAAGCUCUACGAUCCUUUAGGACUGUUAGCACCAGUUAUCAUGUAUGCAAAAAUAAAAAUGCAACAAUUGUGGAAAACUACAACAAAGUGGGAUGACCUUGUUCCCCCAGAAAUAUUAUCACCUUGGCGGCAGUACCAGAAACAAUUACAUCUGCUGAAUCAUUGGAAAAUUCCGAGAGCUGUUCAGGACCCAGGUGCAGAUGAACUUCAACUCCAUGGCUUUGCAGACGCGAGCGAAAGGGCUUAUGGAGCGUGCAUUUAUGUACGCUCAACAAGAGGAGACGAAUAUCACUCUACGUUACUUUGCGCAAAAUCCAGAGUUGCACCAAUAAAGAAUUUAAGCAUGCCAAGACUGGAACUUUGUGCAGCGGUGCUCUUGGCUAACCUUUGUAAGACUGUAACGAAUUCUUUCAGUCUUAAAUUCAGUAAAACGGGGUUUUGGUCCGAUUCUACGAUUACACUCAAUCGAAUCAGCUCAUCUCCUCAUGAAUACAAGACCUUCGACGCUAACAGAAUUGCUGAGAUACAAGAUCUCACACCUGCAACAAACUGGAAAUAUGUUUCAUCAAAGGAAAACCCUGCGGACUUCGUCUCGAGAGGACAGCUUCCUCAAGAAUUCAUCCACAACACACUUUGGAAAAUGAAAAGAAAGGGAACUACCGUGUUAACAACUUUUACCGGAAAACAUAAAUUCCAUCUUUGGACUCGGUUUUCAUCGUUGCCAAAACUGCUUCGCGUAACUGCAUAUUAUUUCCGUUUCAUACAGAAACUACGUAAGCAAGCAUGCCAUUUAAAUUCAUUAUCGCCGGAUGAACUGCGGAAGGCGUUGUAUCACAUAAUGUCAGCCAUACAAUGA